Messenger RNA from Phacochoerus africanus (Common warthog), 1207 nucleotides. It is a transcript of the gene EBP, whose product is annotated as EBP cholestenol delta-isomerase. The record is from RefSeq and is a predicted model, not a curated record. The transcript has 6 exons. The coding region runs from base 272 to 964 and encodes 230 amino acids. Gene Ontology annotation, molecular function: steroid Delta-isomerase activity; C-8 sterol isomerase activity; cholestenol delta-isomerase activity. Lineage: Eukaryota; Metazoa; Chordata; Mammalia; Artiodactyla; Suidae. Gene Ontology annotation, cellular component: membrane; endoplasmic reticulum. Gene Ontology annotation, biological process: cholesterol biosynthetic process.
CAUUGGCCAACUCCAUAAGGCGAGGAAACCGUGAAGGGAUGUGUAAGAAUCACGGCUCUCUCGGACCCUGCGAGCUAGCCUAGAGAGACCUAGAGAGACCGGGGAGGCUGUGGGAGAAGCCGCCGCAACCGCGCUGCUGGGUUGGCUGCGGGUCGCACUCUUUCAGGAGGGGUCGGGCAAUCCCACACACUGAACCUGAGGGUUUUUCCUCUUUCUUUGUUCUCCUUUCUACAUAUCCAUACACAGCCCACAGCUGUCAGCCGACAAAGACAUGACCACCAACGCCAGUCCUAUGCAUCCAUACUGGCCUCGGCACCUGAGGCUGGACAACUUUGUGCCUAAUGACUGCCCCACUUGGCAUAUCCUGGCUGGCCUCUUCUCCGCCUCUGGAGUCUUAGUCGUGACUACCUGGCUGUUGUCAGGUCGUGCUGCGGUCGUCCCACUGAGCACUUGGCGGAGACUGUCCUUGUGCUGGUUUGCAGUCUGUGGGUUCGUUCACUUGGUGAUUGAGGGCUGGUUCUGUCUCUACCACGAGGAGCUUCUUGGAGACCAAGCCUUCUUAUCUCAACUCUGGAAGGAAUAUGCCAAGGGAGACAGCCGAUACAUCCUGAAUGAUAACUUCACCAUCUGCAUGGAGACCAUCACCGCCUGCCUCUGGGGACCACUCAGCCUAUGGGUGGUGAUCGCCUUUCUCCGCCAGCAGCCCCACCGCUUUGUCCUCCAGCUGGUGGUCUCUGUGGGUCAGAUAUACGGGGACGUGCUCUAUUUCCUGACAGAGCACCGUGACGGAUUCCAGCACGGGGAGCUGGGCCACCCGAUCUACUUCUGGUUUUACUUUGUCUUCAUGAAUGCUCUGUGGCUGGUGCUGCCCGGAAUCCUUGUGCUUGAUUCGAUAAAGCAACUCAGUCACGCCCAGAGGAUGCUGGACUCCAAAGCCUCCAGAGCCAAGAGCAAGCAAAACUAAUGAGUGAUGAACUGGGCUUGAAUACUGGCCGUUGAGGAACUCGCCACCUGUGUCCAGUCCUUGCUCCUACAGAUUGGAAGGACCAAUCGAACUGAUCUGUCAAACUCGGGCUGAUGGGUGGGCACCAAAAAGACCAGAGAUAGAAGAAAGGAGCUAGGUGGAGCUGCUGUUCAAGCUACAAGAGAACCUAGGAAGUCCGAGAUGGGGACAGGUUUUGAAAUCAAAUAAAAGUUCUUGACCCUA